Messenger RNA from Penaeus vannamei (Pacific white shrimp), 2719 nucleotides. The record is from RefSeq and is a predicted model, not a curated record. Lineage: Eukaryota; Metazoa; Arthropoda; Malacostraca; Decapoda; Penaeidae.
GUUGUAACGGCUCAUGCAGUCAAAGUACCAGUGACAUCAGGGUUAAAUGCAAAUAUCCCUGGAUUUCUUCCUGUUCAUUGUGUGUAUCAUCAACUCAAGAGCAGAAUGUUCACCAAACAUAAAGUCCCCAUCAAAGAUUGGAUAUACAAUCAAAUUUGUGCAUCUGUAACACCACUUCAUCCAGUAAUGCCACAGUUAAUAGAGGUGUAUGUCAAUUCCAUUAUCUUACCUGCUAGCAAAGGAGGCCUUUCUGAUACCUUUAACGAGCCAAUAUCGGAGGAAGAAAUUAUGUCUGUUUUUUCGCAAUCAAUAUUUACUGAAAAAGCUUCUUCAGUAGUGAAUCAGAGCUCAAAGCCAACAACUUUACAUGCCUCUGCACCCUUCCGAAAUCUCAGCAGAAGAAAAUCACUGCUUCGGGAAAAGUCUCCAUUUAUGUCAGGUGCCUCAGCUGGUCACAUUAUGCCUUCACCUUCCGUCAGGACACAUCACCGGAUUUCCAAUACCUCUUGUAAUGGUGUAAAUGUGACAUCAGUGAUGACAUCACAGUUGCUGCUGUUGUAUUACUUGCUGCUGUAUGAGGAUGUACGGCUGAACAAUACACUCCAGCUACUGGCAAACAGUCGGCGUAUCCAUUCUUACUCUCCGCAUCUGUUUGCUCAGUUACCCAUAAGAUACCUGCUUUCACAUGCUCAGAAGGAACAGAGGCUAUAUGCAGGUCUGUUCUCGCCUUUGGUGAAACUGCUUGUGAGCCAUUAUCCUCAGCUGUGCCUGGUGGAAGACUGGCUUUAUCAGAGUCCAUCAGCUAACUCCAGCCUGGGGAUCUUGCCACCUCCAGUGCCUCUUGAUCCUCAGUCUGUAACGAAAGCCAUGGAAGACGCUGCCGACAAACCUGGAAGGCUCCUCAUCGUGUUGGACCGUCUGAUGCGCAUGCCUCCUCACCAAGUGUGGCCUCUGGCUGCCCCUAUCACUGCCUCUAUUAAGUGCCUCUUGCAACCUGGAGUGCCUCGGAAAGUCCUAGACACGUACCGGCAAGUUUGGAUGAGGCUAAACUCACUCUUUCCUCGUCGUCUCUGGGCCAUGUCCGUUGAGGGACUACAGCCGGAGCAGCCUCAGAGCAAGUUGAGAAAGGCACUUACAGAGGAUGACAUCAUUCUGGAUCCUCUGUAUGUGCUUCGAUGUGAUCCGAGAGUUAAUAGGUGUGCCCCUCUCCUGCAGUUGGUUAUAUACAUGCUUCAGGUGUAUCUCCUGUCUUCCCGUACAUUCCUCUCUCAGCAAAUGCAAAACACACCCCUAGUGAACACUCCACACACUCCUGUGGGGGGAAAUACCACCACCCCACCACAGGCUCUUGAGGAGGAGAGGGAAAAGCUCCGGGGAGCUCUCGUGCUCACACAGGAAAGUGCUGCGGUACAAAUCCUGCUGGAGGCCUGUCUCAUGAACAGUGAUGAGAAGGUGGGCACCCUUACAGAUGGUGCUGGAGCUCUGACUCUCCAAGAAAUAAGAAGUGUUGCGUGUUCUUUCAUCCAUCAAGCGUUUCUUAAGGACACUACACUGGCUAAAUUAGUGCACUUUCAGGGUUACCCUGGAGAACUCAUAGGCCCAGUUGUGCGUGGUGUUCCCUCCAUGCACAUUGCAAUUGGCCUCAAUUGGAUCCCAGAGCUUCUUCAGCUGCCAGACUUGGACAAGCAAAUGUUUGCCGUAGAGCUUACAUCCCACUUGGCCCUCCAGAAUGCCAUGCCUUCAACCCUGAGUAUUUCUAGGCUGGCAAUCAAUACUUUAGCUACUCUUCUGUCAGUUCUGGGAGAGGAAGAAAGACUAUCCAUCAUGGAAGCCUCGUUGCCAUCUUUGGUGCGUAUUGGCCGAGCCUUCCCCUCCCUCAUCGAUGAUUUGCUCCACUUACUGGUGAUGUACGGACGGGUUGGUGCAGCACAUUCUGCCCUGUCUACUGCACCAUCACCACAUUCAAUAGCAUUUCUUGACAAACCAGACUAUGAGGAGGAUGUGGCUUGCGAGACCAUUCCAUGGUUGAGGCCAAGAAAAGUGCCGCAAGAAGACAGCCUUUACGCGCGUAUCAUAUCUACCUUCAAGGAGUUGGUCAUUGCUAGUACAAUGACCCACAAUCUGUACUGAGAAAUUUCAUUGGGCUAACAUAGCAUCAUAUGUACAUUUAGGGGGAAUAGUCAGUGAACAGGUUCUGUUUGAUUGGAUAAAUCCAUUUAGUUGGAUCCAAGAUAUGCAAUGGUUUCUAAGUUUGGGGGGUAAUUUUGUUGCAUAAUUUAACUUGUUCAUGUGUUCUCAUGUUUUUGAUAGGGAAUAUAGUAUAGCUAUUGGCUAUUGAUGCAAAGAUAGAGACUUUGGAUGUCUAAAAACUUCAACCUCUCAGAUCAUUACAAAAUUUGGAUCAGAUAAAGCUUUCAGAAUUCCAAGGGAAAAAAUUAGAAUUUAAAAGGAGUAGCUUUAAAUGAAUAAAUUAAAUUUGCCAGAAAACUUUUUAAGUUUAUUGGAAAAAAGAAUAUGAUGUUGUAAAGAAGGUUAAGUCCAAAAUGUAUGUGGACAAUAUUUUUGUAUGAUCUUUUUUUGAGAGUGUGCAUAUAUUGUUAAGUAAUUGUGUAGGAAUUUAGUUGCCAUUAUUCUUUUCCAUUUGAUUUCAUAGCUACACAGGUACUAUGUUAGAUUUUGUAAGAUUACAAUAAAAUAUAUAGUGAUACAAAAGAAAAUA